GUUCUCGUCUGUUUUAACCAUGGAUUUUCUUCUUUUACAAAAUGUAUAUGCAUGCAGAGGAUGAUUUGUUUUUCCUUUGCUAUUUAACUAUAGAAAAUACAACCUAAAAUCAAAUGAGUGAAAAAAUUAUUCUACACUUGACUGUUGUUACUCUACAUUACAAGAAAACAUGACAGAUUAUAACAACGAAAAUGACUAUUUUAACAAAAUUUCUGACAAAAACGUUUGUCAGUUCUAUUUUAUCAGAGCUAAAAUUUCAUCAAUUUUUUUUAUAAACAAUUGAGAAACAUAAAUCAUCAAAAUAUCGGACCAAAUACUGACAGAAAUUUCUAAAAACUUUUGACAAUACUUUUGACAAUUUUUUGAUGAUGUUAUUUAAUUAUUAUAUAAGUAAUUGUAUUAUAAAUAUUCAUAAUUAAUAAAAAUAAACUAAAACUAAAUUUAAUUUCAAUUUUAAACAUGAAGAAAUACUAGAAUUAAUUUAAAAAAUAUUUAUAGUAAAACAUAUUUUCAGAAAAAUUCAAAAACUUUAUUAAUUUUUUAUAGUAAAAAGUUUUAAAAUAUUUUUACACAAGAUUGUUUUAUAAAAAUUCAACACAAAGCAUUUGUAAUUAAUUUUUACAACAAAAAAGUUUAAUAAUAUUAAAUAAAACAGAAUUUAAAUAGCUAACCUUUCUUUUACAAGUUUAACUAACAUAAACCUUAAAAAAUGUUACAAUCUUCACACUAAUAAAAUUUAGUAAUUUACUAACUAAUUCACACAAAAAUAAACCUAAAAUCAAGACAAACUAACUAACUUCUAACAUAUAACAAUCUAAAACAAUAUAAAUGAUUACUUACAUGUUUUAGUGGUGGCUGGAUAUGAACUUUUUUAAAAGAGAAAAAACUAAAUAAUUUUUUAAAGAGAUGUGAGUUUUGUAGAAUGAAAAGAGAAAUUUCUUUUUUAUUAUUAUUAAGAGUUGAAUAUUUUGAUGGAUCGAAAUCAUCAGAAGUUUGUUAUUUGCCAAAAAUUUAGACGACAAUAUUUUCUGUUUCAAAAUAUUUAAUUCCAUCGAAAAUUCAUCAAAAUUUUCCAAUAAUAUUUCAACAAAAAAAUCAUUACUAAUAUCAAGGCGUUGUUGUCGGCUUUCAUCAGAAAUUUCGAUGACCAAAUUCAUUAACCCAAUCAACUAACAAAAAAAGAAUGAAUUUUUUACUUUUCAAAAAAGAAGAAGAAUUUUACUUUCCGUCUUUACCACACAUAUCCGAUAGAACGAAAAUCUCACAUGCUCUUAAACAAAAAAAAGUUAUCUGCAAUAUUUUUAAUAAGUCUAACAUACUUUUUAUUUAAUCUAUAUUUUUAAGAAAUGUGAUUAAAAUCAAUCAAUACUAUUAAAAGAGAAUGAGUUCUAAAAAAAUCUACUUACAAAAAGUUGUUAGACCUAUUUGUUAGAAACAUAACAUGUCUUCUUUUAUAUAGUAUCAAUAAUAUUAACAAAAAAUAAAACAUUCAUUAAUAGCAGAAUAUUUUUUCUGGUUUUGGGGAUUUAACUACAUUUAAGUUAACAAUAAAAUCGACCAAAUUAAUUAUACUCUGUCCCACAAUAAUAGGUCAGUAUGGUAUCUUACCAAAUACAAAAGCGUUUAUUUUAAUAUUUAUUUAUUUCGAAUUUUGAAUCAAAUCACAUAGAAUAAAUAUUUAUUCUAAAUGUACACUAAGUAAACAUACUAAAAAUUCACUAAGAUUUUUAUACUAAUUAACAACUUAUCUAUGUUUUUUCUACAAUUCAAAAUCAUUCAGAACUAAAAGAAAUAAAAGGGUAUAGAUUAACAAACAAAAUAACAUCUAAAUAAUUAAAAAAAGACUAUGUAUCAAUAUUCAAAAUAAAUCAUUCAAAUAUUAUGCAUAUAUUCAAUAUAACUAAUUUUUUUUUCUAAUAUAGACUAGAAUACUAUACCCUAAACCAUAUAUCAAAUACAUAUUUGAAUAUCAUUAAUUUUAAUUUUCAUCCAUCAUAAAAAAAGAAUUCUUUGAAUAUUUCGUAUAACCAAAUUAAAAUUUUACCUAAAAAUUAACAUAAUAAAUAAUUAAAGAAAAAAUACUAUAAAAUUAACUUUUAAACCUAAAAAUGAAAACAUAAACUUAUACUAAGUUAUUUAUAACAAAAAUAAACUAAUACUGUUAUAUCAAUAAAUUUUGUUUUUUCUGUUAACAUUUUUUCGAAUGAUAUAAUAAAAUUUUAAUCAAAAGCUAAGAAAUCACAAAUUUAUUCAAUUUUAGUUUUCUAAAUAUAUGAAAAAUUUAAUCAAAAAUUUAAUCAUGUUUUUUUAAGUUUAUAUGAGAUCAAUCGGUAUCGUAUUAGAGGUUAAUAGCAGAUUUUUGGAUUGCUAUUAGGUUUAUCAGAUUUUUUUAUAAAUGUGAACUGGAUUAUAUUUUAGGUCGUCGAGUCUACCGAUGUGACCAUGAGUCAGGGUUGGAAAUAAAAAUGCUGCUUCGAACUUAAACAUUAUGAUAAAACAACUUAAAAAUUAUUUGUUUAAUAAAAAUUAAAUUCAAGAAAAUUUUAUCAAAAAAAUCAACAAAAAAAUACCCGCGCUUUUGAAGCGCGUGUCAAAAUCUAGUUAUACCUUUAAUUCAUCUAACCAAUAAGAUUUUUUUGUCUUAUUUAUCUAUCCCGUCCCUUUUGUUCCCUCUCUUCUCCUAUUCAACAUGUUCUUUCUCUCUCUUUCCGAACACCACUGUUGCGGAGGUGCUUUUAUUCAGUUCGUACUAAUCAAUACAUUUUUUUUGUCCGCCAAGAGCCUGCCUGACUUAACUUUGAUUCAAUACAUUACUCCUUUACUUGAGAUCGUACAUACAUGAUGACAGCGUAUAUGUGACCAGUGGCGGAGCUACAUCUAGGAUAGGAGGGGCAGCUGCCCCCAUGUGUUUUUCAAAUCAAUGUAUUUUUGUACUAAUUUUUUAUAAUACCCCGGUUGAUAAUUCAAAAUUAUAGAAGUAUUAAACUGAAUUUUAAAGUUUUACCCCGGAUAACAAAUAUUUUUAGAUUCUAUAGAAGUAUUAAACUGUAUUUUAAAGUUUUACCCCAGAUAACAAAUAUUUUUAGAUCCGCCACUGUGACAAAUGUUGUUUGUACCUGGUAGAUUAGUAAUUAUUGAAUAACUGCAAUGAACUGAACUUGGGAUUGAACGAAUUCACACUAAUUUGAAGGACUAGCUUUGGUGUGGGGGUGGGUGGGGAAACCACAUCAGUAAUUAGUCCACUUGUUAUUUUCUCAAUUCACAGUAAAUGUUAGAGCAGUGACGACUGAGUUUUAGAAGAUGAAGAAAAACAACUCUUUAAAGUGUCCAUGUACCAGUCGUGAAGUAUUACAUGAAGUCAUACAAGAAGUGAGACGUGAAGUGAAGCUGAAGUGAAGAUGUGUAAUUGAUUUGAAGACUGGAAUUGGAGCCUACUUAGAGCUGAAAUAAAGACUACUUGGAGGCUAAAAAAGCUAUGAUUUACCUUGGAGAAAAAGUAAAUCAUCAGAUUUUCAAAAGACUUUGAAGAAGAUUUGAAAAUAUUCCAUAAAAGAAGAUAUGGUAAUAUCUUUUUCUUGGGAAUUUGGCUAAGCCAAGCCACAAAAUCUACUAGUAUAAGUAGAGAAAGACGUGCUUUGAAAUAUGUACCACCUCAAGAGAAGGCCGUAAGCAUAAGGGCUAGGGGUCAUGAGGGGGCCAGAGGGGUUUUUGGGUAAGUUUGAUAUAGGAACGUGUUAGGCUAGUGUCUCUGUUUGGAAUGUGACAUGUUAGUCAACUUGGAAGAGAGCUAGUAAGGCACUUUAGCUAUGUAAAGAUAAACCUUCAUUAUUAUCCUGUUGUAGUACUUUGUGAAAUAAAUAAAGCAUUGUACUUGUAUGUUUUACUCUCUAUAUUAGUCCCGUCUUGCACUUUCAAUUGGUAUCAGAGUGGGUCACCUAAGUCAUUGGUGAAGAUCCUGAAGGAAAGAGGGAAGACUGAAGAUAGAGUACAACAUGAAGCAUGGUGGUUGAGCUGAAGCAGUGUCUGGACGCUGAAGCAAUGUAUGGGCACUAAAGCAGUCUAUGGGUGUUAUAUUCUAAAACUCAAGUAUCAAGGGGGAGAUUGUUAGUACAGUGACGACUGAGUUUUAGAAGCUGACGAAAAACAACUCCUCAAGGUGUCCAUGUACCAAUCAUGAAGUACUACAUGAAGUCAUACAAGAAGUGUUACAUGAAGUGCAGCUGAAGUGAAUGUGUGUAGCUGACUUGAAGACUGGAAUUGGAACCUACUUAGGGCUGAAGUAAAGAUUACUUGGAAGUUAAGAAAACUAUGAUUUACCUUGGAGAUUUCCAAAAGACUUUGAAGAAGAUUUGAAAAUAUGUCACAAAGGAAGAUAUGGGAAUAUCUCUUCUUUGGGAAUUUGGCUAAAGCAAGCCACGAAAUCUACUAGUAUAAGUAGAAAAAGACGUGCCUUGGGAUAGGUACCACCUUAAGAGAAGACCGUAAGCAUAAGGGCUUUGGUGUUGAAUGAGAGUAGACACAGAACAUAAGGGUUAGGGGUCAGAGGGAUUCUUGGGUUAGUUCUAUCUAGGAACGUGUUAGGCUAAAAAUGGUAAUAUUUCUUCCUUGGGAAUUUGGCUAAGGCAAGCCAUGAAAUCUACUAGUAUAAGUAGAGAAAGACGUGCCUUGGAUAUGUACCACCUUAAAAAUAAGGUCAUAAGCAUAAGGGCUUUGGUGCUGAAUGAGAGUAGGCACAAAGCAUAAGGGCUAGGGGUCAGAGGGGUUAUUGGGUUAAUUUGAUCUAGAAACAUGUUAGGUAGUGUUUCUGUCUGGAGUGUGACAUGUUAGUCAAUUCAGAAGAGCUGGUAAGACACUUUAUCUAUGUAAAGAUAAAUAUUUAUUAUUAUCCUGAUGAACUACUUUGUGAAAUAAAUAAAACAUUACACUUGUAUGUUUUAGUCUUUGUAUUAGACCUGUUUUGCACUUUCAAUAAAUGUGUUUUUAUUUCAAUAAAUAAAUCAAUAACUUAUAUGUACGUGCCUUGUGAUAGGUACCACCUUUAGAACUUCAUAUAAUCUUUAACAAAAAUUAUAUAUUAUAUAUUUAAAAUUAUUUUACAUAAUCUUUCUCAAAAAAUAUAUUUUAUAUAAUUAUAUGUUUAAAUACAUAUUUUGAUUUUUAUGAGUUAUUUUAUUUUAAUAGUGUUUAUUUUAAGGAGUACAAAUUUAUUUCAAAAUUACAUAUACUCUUUACUAUAAACUUAUUUUUCUAUUGAAAUCGAUUACAAUCAUGUGAUAUAAACAAACCCAAAAAACCUAUUUGCUACUCGCUACUGUUUUUAUUAGAAUUAUAUGAUUGAAAUAAUUUUACAAAAUAUAAUACCCUAGCAAAAACUCGAAUAAGUCUGUUAAGUUUCUAAGAAUUAUCCGUUGGGGACAAGAUUUAACAUAUUAACGUACGAACUUGAUUUUUUUCCCCCUUAUAUCUGUUCGGGGCAAAUCACAUUUUAAACACUCAAAGUGUCACCGACUAGCACUUUAAACCUCCAAACUUUUUCACUAGCACUCCAAUACCUCAAACCACAAAACUUAUCUAAUUAAACCUUGAAGUCGGUUCCCACGCUUGAGCCGUAAUCCCAUUUAACGUCACUGUUCACGGGGUUUAACCUAUUAAAAACGUGUGUCAUUUUUAAUUAAAAAAACAACAUAACUCUUUUUCUAUUUCUGAAAAUCGAUUUGGGGAUCUAGGGUUUGAUCUCAAAUCGAAUUCAAAGAAAGAAAAGAGGAGACGUGGAGACGAAAUCGACGAAGUGGAACAUAGUAAGUCGUCUUCAUCAAUUUGUAAAGCAUCUGAGAUUGAUAUCUCUGAGCAAAUAUGUUUCUGACUUUUGUGUUUCAUUUCAUAAAUCAUAUAUAUACAUUAUUGCAUCAUAGUGGAUAGUUAUCAACUAGUAUUGACCAUGUCUUGUGUUAUUAGUAUCAUUUACAUGUUUUGGUUUGAUUUGGUGUUGUAUAUGUGUAAAUGGCUCACAGUUCAAGUUCCUCUACGAUUGAGUACAAGAACGACAAAAGUGUGGUCUGUAACUUUAACCGUUUAGCAAAUAUAGUCCAAGCUUGGACAGAUGACAAUCCGGGUAGGAGGUUCUACAGCUGCAAAGGGCGUAGGGUUGGAAACAGAUAUGAUUCUUGUAACUUUUUUGAUUGGUAUGAUGAAGAGAAGCCACACGGGUGGCAAUAUGUUGCAUUGCUUGGUGCUAGAGAUGUCAUGCGCAAACAUAAAGAGGAGAUUAAAAUUCUGAGGAACAAGGUAAGAGAACUUGCCAUAGCGAGUGAACGCAUAGGUGAAAAUCUAACUGAUUCAAAGCAAACAUGUGAGGCAUGUAAAGCAUGUGAAGAGCUGGAAAAGGAGGUGCUGAUACUAAACGAGAGGAGUACGGUGUAUCGCAAUGUUCUUAUUGCGUCAUCAAUUGGAUUGACUAUGGUUCUUGGUGUUUUUGUGGGUAUGAUGAAGUGGUAGAAGACUAGUUAUGACUAUUUUAGCUUCUUUGAGUAUGUUAUGACUAUUUUAAUUAUUCGAUGUUGUUGUGAUGAUGGUGUGACUAUUUAAGCUUGUGUGAUGAUGUUGAGACUAUUUAAGCUUGUUAAGACCUUGAUGUUCUAUUAUGCUUGUUUCAAGUUUAUGUCAAAGUUAUGUCUUUUGUCAUAUAAAGAAACAAAAAACUACAUGUCUUGAAAACAAGAAAACAAACUUCAAUAUGUCAUAGAAACAGCCUAAAACAGACUCCAUCAAGUUAUUGAAACAACAAAAGACAAACUCCAUCAAGUUAUGGAAACAACAAAAAAAAAACUCCAUAAUGUCAUGGAACAAAAGACAACAAAAGAUAAACUCACGACAACAGAGUCAUGGAACUAACAAAAGACUAACUUCAUAGAUAGAUUAAUCACUCUUGUGGAGGAGGAGGAGGAGAUUGCUGUGGAUUUAGAUCAGACCUAUCAUAAACACGGUCUCCAAACACUUCAAAAGGCCGAUUUGUGAAAGGACACCAUAAUGUUCCAACACCAUGGGGAAUGCUAGUUGUCUUCCUUACCUUCAAAAAUCGUCCUUUUGAAGCUUUCUUUGCAUGUGGCUUGGGGUCAGAGGAUAAUACCAAUGGCUGAGGAGCAGUAGAGUGAGUAGGUAUCUGAGAAGAUGAUUCAGAAGCGUGAACAGGCUCAGAGCUUGUGUGUAACGCCUGAGAAGAGGAUCCAGUAGUUGGAGUUUUUCUUCUUCUAGUUAAUGGAGGCUUUGGUGUACCCUGCAUAAAGAAUAUUGUAAGAUUGACAUAGAUGAAUUGUAUGUUAAGACUAAUGCCGAAUUUACCUAUAUAGGGUGUAUACGAGGACGACCACGUUUGUUUUUUGGACCCUCAUAGACCACUUUUUCGUUCUUGCAGCCACUUUUGAUGUGCCCUGUCUGAUGGCAACGACUACAUUUGGGCACACGUCCAUGUCUUGUAGCUUUUCCAGCAUUUGCAAGAGCUUCAA
Brassica napus (rape) is the source of this 7502-nucleotide messenger RNA. RefSeq lists its product as uncharacterized. Lineage: Eukaryota; Viridiplantae; Streptophyta; Magnoliopsida; Brassicales; Brassicaceae. The coding region runs from base 6001 to 6495 and encodes 164 amino acids. The record is from RefSeq and is a predicted model, not a curated record. The transcript has a single exon. Gene Ontology annotation, molecular function: zinc ion binding.